AUGGCGUGUAAAAAAGACUCCUUAUGGUUUGCGGUGGUCUCUUCUAGCUCGUCGAUUGAUAAUUGGUUCGCGAUUGAAUCAGCGAAUACUCUCCACUUCUCGCAUUUGUGGAAAGGCAUUCAUAAAGUUUGUGUAAAAAAUAAGGUUGCUUGGGAUUGUUUUUUGAAUUCAGUUUCUAUGUCAUUAGGUGAUGGUACUCGGACUCGCUUUUGGUUGGAUCGUUGGCUAAAUGAACCAUUGUUCUCUAUUUUUCCUAGCUUGUUCAAGAUUUCAAGAAAUAAACAUGCCCUUAUAGUUACUGUUUUCGAUCAGCAGCUGAGCCAUUUUGGUAAUUUUGAAUGGGCAAGACGUCUUCGUGUAGGUGAGCAGGAGCAGCUAUCCCAGUUGCAAAAUUUGCUUCCUCGUCUGGAUGGAUUGCAAGAUGAAGCUGACAGGUUUUUAUGGCUGAAAUCAACAGAGUUCACGGUGGCAUCAAUGGCGAAGCUUUUUACUUCAGCUUUGCACUCAUCUCAGCUCAGCUCUCACAGCAGUUUCACGUUCCUUGCAGCAGCAGUUUGGAAGGAAUUCCUACCUCCUCGGUUGCAAUUCUUUGUCUGGCUAAUGGAUCGGGACCGAAUCUCCUCAAAUGUAACUUUGGUGAGAAGAGGUAUUCUCAAUCAUGAACAGAUUUCUUGCUCCAUUUGUUCUAUGGAGGAAUCAUCAAUCCACAUUGUGCUUCAUUGUAAGUUUGCAUGGAGCUUCUGGAACUCUAUGUUAUCUAACAGUAAUGUUGUUUGGGUGACUCCUUUUUCUCUUGAUUCAUUCUUCAUGCAAUGGAUGGCUUUAGCUACGGGUAGAUAUCUGUCACGACCCAAUCUCUGA
Messenger RNA from Mercurialis annua (annual mercury), 861 nucleotides. RefSeq lists its product as uncharacterized. The record is from RefSeq and is a predicted model, not a curated record. The transcript has a single exon. Bases 1 to 861 code for a protein of 286 amino acids. Lineage: Eukaryota; Viridiplantae; Streptophyta; Magnoliopsida; Malpighiales; Euphorbiaceae.